Molecule: messenger RNA, 1622 nt
Organism: Ictalurus furcatus (blue catfish)
Lineage: Eukaryota; Metazoa; Chordata; Actinopteri; Siluriformes; Ictaluridae
Gene: klf5b
Product: Kruppel-like factor 5b
Exons: 4
Coding region: 72-1397 (441 amino acids)
Biological process (GO): regulation of transcription by RNA polymerase II
Molecular function (GO): DNA-binding transcription factor activity, RNA polymerase II-specific; RNA polymerase II cis-regulatory region sequence-specific DNA binding
Source: RefSeq, a predicted model, not a curated record
UAUUUACGUUUGCGCCCGUGGAGCCACGCCCAGUCUCGCGGCGUUGAAAUGAGCCUCUUGCGUCAUGUGUCAUGUCAGACGCGCGAGCCGCUCACGCUCCUGACAGCUCGGUGUUGCCCUUCAGAUUUACCCCGCGGUGGACUGAAGCGCUGAAGGACUUCAGCUCCAUCGGUUUGUCGGGUGAAGAGCAGCGUUCAAUGGCUACCGCUCUGCUGAGGAGAAGCGCGUCUUCCACUCCAGCUCCACACGAGCCGUUUAACGCGCCUCUCACGGUCACGGUGCCCGAGACAGCGCACGGAGACGUUUUCAGACCUCAGGAGCGUCUCACAGGGAGGAACAGAUUUAAUGGCACCCCAGCAGAUCAGCACACUCUGAUGGACAAAUACAUGCCACCGCAGUUCCAGACCAUGCCAGAGCAUAAGAAGUAUAAUCAGAACGGUUUCAUGACCAUGGACCAAGGUGUACCUUACAGCAUCAACAUGAACGUCUUCCUGCCUGAAGUCCCGUACUUGCGUACUGGGCUCUGUCGACCGACAAGACCCACAUUGGCACCCCAAAUGAAACCAGAACCCAUGCAUACACUCAGCUACCCGAGCUGCCACAGCAAUGUGCAGUCAGCUCCUCCACCCUCAGAAUACACACACCACUUCAGCCCAGCCAGCGGGACGUGCAGCUCGGCGUUCAUCAAGCAGGAGACGUCGGAGAUGGACUACCAAGACGGUCAUCUAUUCCAACUUCUGAAUUCAGACCUAGACCCUGUAGUGCCUGGUCCCCACUCUGGCAUUUGCUCGUCCGUGUCAUCGUACAACAGCAUGAAUUCGUCCAUUUCUCCGAUAGCACGAAGAACCAUGUGUGAUAUGGGAAGUGGGUCCACACCUCCCGGUCACCUCGGUCGGCAUCAUCAGCAGCCGAGCGUGCCGUACCUUCCCCCCUCCCCCCCGAACUCCGAGCCCAGCAGUCCUGACAGGAGAAAAGAACUCUUACACAAGCUGUCGCCUCCUCCCUCCUAUGCUGCCAGUAUUGCAUGUAAACUGGUAGGGCCGGCUUUAGGCCCUCAAGCAGCUGUACCAGUACAAACACAAGCCAUGCCUGCCAGGCACAACCGAAGGAGCAAUCCUGAUCUAGAGAAGAGGAGGAUACAUCACUGCAAUGUCCCAGGUUGUAAGAAAGUCUACACCAAGUCUUCCCAUCUGAAGGCGCACUUACGGACUCACACAGGAGAGAAGCCGUACGAGUGCUCCUGGGAGGGCUGUGAUUGGCGCUUCGCCCGCUCCGAUGAGCUGACACGCCACUUCAGGAAGCACACGGGCGCUAAACCCUUUCACUGCCCGGUGUGUAGCCGCAGCUUCUCGCGCUCUGAUCACCUGGCCCUGCACAUGAAGAGACACCAGAGCUAGAACCACAAUGCCAUGCUGGCUUACAUGACUCACUCUCUUUCUGUCAGUAGAACUUGGGUGUGUUGUGUUUUCUUUGGUUUUGGCAGCUCAUGAGGCACAAGUAGUAAACGGUAUUGGCACUAGACCUGUAGCCUUGUGGAACACAACCACUACAUGGUGGGAAAUUAGCUGGGAGCUUUCAUUAGCUGUUUUUUUUUUAUUUUAGUAGUAGUACUAGUAGUAGUA